UGCAUAAUUCACAAAAUGAAGUCUUUAGGUAUCGCUCUUCUUUGUCUCCUCGGCACACUGUCGCGGGCGCAGGAGCAGGAGAGACUAGUUCAGAUUGAGAAGCCCAUACCGGAGGAGGAAAAUCCGUUGAAAAUUUUCCUUCCAACAUAUUCAACGGGUGAUUUUGCACUAUCUGCAUCUGUCAAACUAAAUUGGUUCCAAGCUGAAGCCACCUGCGCUUCUCAAGAAGGAUAUUCCUUGGUCACGUUAGACAGUCCUGAAAAGCAUGAACGCGUAUUUCUAUUUUUGCUCAAUUCGGGUUAUUUUAAUCUGCUUAACGAACCCGUUUGGACGUCAGGCUCGAACCUGGCCAACGCUUCUCAAUGGAGUUGGUUCAACACUGGAGCUGCCUUAAAAUAUCGCAAAUUUCAGACCACACCCAAUUCCUCGUACCGCUGCCUUGGCCUUGCACGUACCGGUUACUGGAUUCCUGAAGAUUGCUAUGCUCAACGCUUUUUCGUAUGCGAAAAACGAUGCGAAAAAUGAU
Messenger RNA from Drosophila navojoa, 526 nucleotides. RefSeq names its product salivary C-type lectin 1. Lineage: Eukaryota; Metazoa; Arthropoda; Insecta; Diptera; Drosophilidae. The record is from RefSeq and is a predicted model, not a curated record.